Messenger RNA from Prosopis cineraria, 2461 nucleotides. Its product is annotated as protein WHAT'S THIS FACTOR 9, mitochondrial. The coding region runs from base 870 to 2120 and encodes 416 amino acids. The record is from RefSeq and is a predicted model, not a curated record. Gene Ontology annotation, molecular function: protein binding; RNA binding. NCBI's taxonomy places the organism in Eukaryota, Viridiplantae, Streptophyta, Magnoliopsida, Fabales, Fabaceae. Gene Ontology annotation, biological process: RNA modification. The transcript is spliced from 3 exons.
CAUGUCAAACUUAAGUGCAAUUCAAUUCACCCAUUGUAUUAUAUUAUUUGAGUCUCUUCAUAUCUCAGUUUCUCUCCAAGCAUCCGGCUUCCCUGCAUGUAUUUUUCCACAUGUCCCUUGCAGGUCACCUUAAACGAUAUUAAUGAAAUUCUUUUCUCCACUAUCUAGUAUCUAGUGUUCAAAGUGUUUGAUCGCCUGAGGAUUUCACGCUAUUAAAUUGAAAACUGGAAAUAUGAUUUUGUUUAAUAUCUUUCACAAAACUAUGAAUUAUCCACCAGAUUUCUUUAUUUUAGAUAUUUUUGGACUUUACUUUUGUGAUAACUUCCAAGUUUCUUUUUUAAAUCUCAAAUCGCUCAAAAAUCUUGAAAAAACUUCUUUCCCGCUAUUAUUGAGCUAUGAAAUGUUAAAAUUUUAUCGUUUCGCGAAAGAAAGAAAGGAAGAGUUUUAACCAUCAAUAUUUCCCUUAUGUGAACUUUUAGUAAAAAUAUGAAGGCGGGAAAAAAGCUAAAAAGAAAAAAUGGUGGUGGAGGAAUUGCAGCGUUGCAAAUGAGAACCUAGAGACGUAGGAAUAGACUGAGCAUAAGAGGAACCAUCAAUCCAAGCAUGACGGUGGCUUUUGAAGUAGGAAGGAGUGAGAGAUUCAGAGGGAUCAAUUUGUGAAGGGAGUAAGAGCUGUGAAACCUAGAAAAGCACCCUUUUAGGGUUUGGAUUGCCUGGAAUUACGGAUACAGUUUAUUUUUGGUGGCGGCUAAUGCAAUGUAUGAGGCCAUGACUUGAUAAAGUGGAUGAGCUAGCUAGUGGAGUAUGAAGAAAAAUGAUUUGGUUCUUUUGAUGAAGUCAUCAAGUGCUGCAUCUGAUUUAUCACUCAAAUGUUUUUUGACUUGAACAAAUUUCCAACAAGAGCCUUCAAAAAUCUGCUCAGAUCAUCUGAAGCUUCAAUAUUCUCCUUAAUACAUUGGGUCCCAAUCCCUCCUGUCUUGCACGUCCAGACAUGUAAUUAUGUGGAUGUGUACAUGAAAUGGAAAAAAGAUUCAUACUAUGACUCAAUUGAGCACAUCCACCAGUCAAUUCAACUAAAACCUCUCGUUGCCCUCAAAAACUGCAUAGCCCAGGAUCCAAAUGGUUGCAUUCCAAUCUCUGCAGUGUCAAAGAGGGGAUUAGAGUUAGGUGUGCCCAUGAAGGUUGCCAGAUUUAUGAGGAAAUAUCCUUCCAUUUUUCAGGAGUUUACAGGUCCUGAAUACAAUCUUCCUUGGUUCAGGUUGACUUCAGAAGCUUCUCAAAUUAACAGGGAAGAAGAGGGAGUUUACGAAGUGUUCAGGGAGGACUUAAGAACUAGGUUAAAGAAGGUGAUAAUGAUGAGCAGAGAGAAUCUUCUGCCUUUAAAAAUAAUCAAAGGGAUGCAGUGGUAUCUAGGGUUGCCUGAUGAUUUUUUGCUGUAUCCAGAGCGGAAUCUUGAUGAAUCAUUCAAGUUUGUAGAUAUGGCAGAUGGGUCUAAGGCAUUGACAGUUGAAGGCGAAGAAAAAGACUGGUCCAUGAUGCAGAGGAAUGCCAUGAAAAGAGGCUUGUAUUUUGGGGGCUCAAUGGAGGCCAUUGAAUUUCCACUUUUUCCAUCAAAAGGUUUGAGGUUGAGGAAGAAGAUUGAGAAUUGGCUAAAUGAAUUUCAAAAGCUUCCUUAUGUCUCACCUUACGAGAAAUUCUCAAGUUUGGAUCCAAAUAGUGACAUAGCAGAGAAGCGGCUCGUGGGGCUUCUUCAUGAACUGCUUUCCCUUUUUGUUGACCAUUCAGCAGAGAGGAAGAUGCUCUUUUGCCUUAAGAAACAUUUAGGGCUGCCACAGAAAGUGCACAAGGCAUUUGAGCGGCAUCCCCACAUGUUUUACCUGUCUCUUAGGAAUAAAACUUGCACAGUCAUUCUUAAGGAAGCUUACAGGAAUAGAUCAGCUAUAGAUGAGCAUCCUUUACUGAAGGUGAGGAAAAAGUACAUGAAGUUGAUGAAAGAGUCACAGUUGAUUUUAAGGAACAGGAGGGUGAAUAAUAGGUUUUCAAAUGGGAGCUCUCCGAUGCUGGAUUUAGAUUUGGUCUAUGUUGAUGAGGAUGGCUGUGAGAUGGCCGAGUGCUAUUAGUAACUUUUUACCUAGAAAGUUAUAUAGCAAGACCAAGUGUUUUUAUAUUUGGAAAAACAUGGUGGCAUACUUGAGAUUAAGUAUAACUUGGAAUGCUUAACCAGCGUUGCAAUUUCAUGGAUAAUGGUGGCACAACUGGUUGUAUCCUAUCCUUGAGCUAUUUUCACAACACUUGUAGCUUGACCUCUCGGCGAGUUAAUGAAAAUUAUAAUCAAUCCUGUGAUUAGUUUUAGUAAAUAGUUUAAUUCACUGCUGAAUUCUUUGUUGCGGUUUAUCUUUUGAACCUAUAUACUCUGGUUAAUCGUUCUAUGCCCUGGGAUUGUAUUUACUUUUUAACCUAA